AUGUACAACAAUCGCGUGCUUCUUGGCAAUUGGUAUGAAGACAGGAUUGGCAAAUUCGCCUUGCAAAAAGACGGAAAUACGGAUUCAACUUAUCAAUCAGAUUACCGUGUAAUUGAAGGCUUAUCAGCUCAGGACAAUAGAGCACUUUUGUGGAAGUUAAGGGAUAACGCAGUGGUAAUAUGUACACAUAAUUGCAUUAUUAUGAUUAUUAUUAUUGACCGAUGUUAAAUUAUUAUUGCACUGACAUUGUUUACAGUCAUAUUGCUAAUAUUAUUGUAGUUACCGACGGAUUCGCUAAUCCGUAUAUAUUCGUUGAAUCGAUUAUGAAAAAAAAAAAAAAAACCUAUUCCCGUAUACCGUCAAUUGUAUAGAAAGAAUAGGUACAAGGGAUACACCGAACAAAAAAUGCAUCGAUUAGAUUUAAAAUAUUGUGUUCGGGGUAAAAUAAUAAGACAAACGGACAUACGUCACACGACGGGUGGGUUGUAGGAGAGUAGUUGGGAAGGUAUAUAGGGAAAAUUAAAUUUAUGUACACACAUUGCUAAUGAAAAACGAUUCUGAGCACAAUUCGGUCAUGCGUGUUUUGAAAGGCCGUAAUAUUUACGAUUUGAACAUAAUACAUUAGGUACAUUUUUCCGUUUUUACUACGUUUAUUUUCCCAUUUACCGUGAAUACCUUUAAGAAAAUCAAAAAAUUACUUUUUUAAAGUACCGCCCUAGUUAAAUUACUUUUCAGAGAAUGUGCUACACUGGAAAACCUGAGCAAAAAUUUACGGCGGAAAAAUUGUUCACCGAGAAAAAAAACAAUCGUACAACUACAAUACAUUCUUCGCUGCGAUCAAAAUCUUGCUACGAUUUUCAAGUGUAUCACCUUUUCUGAAAGUAUAUUUUUGCAGGGUUACCCUCUAUGUAUCUCUUAAGGAGGUAAUUUUUUGAUUUUCCUAGGAGUUUUGAGAAAAAAUCGCAAAACCCGAAGAAAACGGAACAAUUAUAAACCGAUAAUAAUAUUGUAUAAGCGCGCGUCUGGCGAACAUUUAAGACCCAUUUGAAUGUUUCGUGUUUUUAAAUAAUUAUUUGUUUAGGGUUUGCCGGUCGAAUCAUUCCGCGAACACGGUGCCCACAACGUCUACAAAAACAACUUGAGUUCCACGUACAACUUGAACUGUGCGAUCGCUUAUCAUUCGCCAUCGCCAAGGAGUUACCGAGGGGCGACCGGAUUAUGGGAACCCGAAAGGAAUUUGCUGGCCAAUUACGGGCCGGGACCCAGUAAAAUGGUCGAAAAUAAACGGCGAAAAUGGAACAGCGAGAACAGUACGAGUCCGAUUACCGAAUAUCAAUGUAGUUAUUCAAAGACGAACUAA
Molecule: messenger RNA, 1360 nt
Organism: Cinara cedri
Lineage: Eukaryota; Metazoa; Arthropoda; Insecta; Hemiptera; Aphididae
Source: the annotation of a GenBank genome assembly